AUGGCGUCGAUGGAAAAAGUAUUUGCGGGUUACACCGCACGAUUGGCGGCGUUGGAGAUGACUUAUGAGACCAAUCCCUUUUCCAAAGGAGUGGCCUGGGUAGAAGGAGAACUCGUCCCGCUCUCCCAGGCACGUAUCCCGUUGAUGGACCAAGGAUUCCUGCACAGUGACUUGACAUACGACGUCCCUGCCGUCUGGGACGGACGCUUUUUCCGUCUUGAUGAUCACCUUUCCCGACUAGAGCUCAGCUGUGAGAAAAUACGACUCAGGCUCCCGUUGCCGCGGGAGGAGGUCAAGCGGAUCCUGGUGGACAUGGUGGCCAAGAGCGGGAUCCGCGACGCCUUUGUCGAAUUAAUCGUUACGCGAGGGCUUAAGGGCGUUCGGGGCUCCAAGCCCGACGAAAUGGUCAAUAACCUGUACAUGUUCAUUCAGCCUUAUAUUUGGGUUAUGGAGCCCGAGAUGCAACGGACCGGCGGCAGCGCAGUCAUCGCGCGGACGGUACGCAGGGUUCCGCCUGGCUCCAUGGACCCCACGGUCAAGAAUUUGCAAUGGGGUGACUUUACAAGGGGCAUGUUCGAAGCGGCAGACCGUGGCGCUACGUAUCCCUUUUUGACGGACGGAGACGCCAAUCUCACCGAGGGAUCGGGCUUCAAUAUCAUCGUGGUUAAGGAUGGAGUCCUUUACACCCCCGAUCGGGGUGUUCUGAAGGGUGUAACACGCAAGAGCGUCUUCGACGUUGCGAAGGCUAACGGCAUUGAAGUCCGCAUGGAGGUUGUGCCUGUGGAGAUGACAUACCACUGUGAUGAGUUAUUCAUGUGUACAACGGCAGGUGGUAUCAUGCCUAUUACAUCUCUCGACGGCCAGCCUGUAAAUGAUGGUCAGAUUGGCCCGAUCACCAAGACGAUUUGGGAUGGAUACUGGGCGAUACAUUACGAUUCAGCAUACAGCUUCGAGAUUAAUUAUGAAGGAACUCAAGAGAAUGGGGUUAAUGGCGUGAAUGGGGUUAAUGGACAUUAG
Messenger RNA from Rhinocladiella mackenziei CBS 650.93, 1017 nucleotides. RefSeq lists its product as uncharacterized. The transcript has a single exon. Bases 1 to 1017 code for a protein of 338 amino acids. Gene Ontology annotation, molecular function: catalytic activity. Lineage: Eukaryota; Fungi; Ascomycota; Eurotiomycetes; Chaetothyriales; Herpotrichiellaceae. Gene Ontology annotation, biological process: carboxylic acid metabolic process. The record is from RefSeq and is a predicted model, not a curated record.